AUGUCAGUUACGUUAAGCUUGAUAGCCCCUGUGGUUGAACUAUGGGGAAAAAGCACCAGGUAUCGUAUACAUUGCAUGUAACAAAGGUUUGAUGAGACUAAGGAUAGAAAUGGAUGUAAAACCAUCAGAGAUGGCAGCAACAGACAGGUUGACAGAAUGUUUGGCAAUAACAAAUCUUCCAUCUGUUGUAGUUACACAUAUGCUUUCCUUUUUGUCAUGGGAAGAUAAGCUCAAUGUCAUCAUUGCUAUCCCUCAGUGGUGUUCAUGUUUCAGAGCUGUGGCUGCUUGGAAGUGUGUUGAAUAUGGCAAUGAAAUGGACGAGAAUAUGUACUUUUUGAAAGAAAAGCGUACCAAGUUCUUGUUUUGCAUAAAACAAUAUGGAAAGUACAUGAGAUCUAUCAAGUUAAUCUUUGGAAGUAAACUUAGUCAUAUGGCAAUUAAGAUAAUGCAUGCAGUGAGUGAAUUUUGUUCUCAUCUGACAUAUUUUCAUAUAGGACAGGAAGUGCCAUUACAGGUGGAUGAAAGUCUUGUUUGGAGAAAAAGUGUGGUAAAUGGUAUUUGUAGUAUCUUACAAAAUUGUAACCAAUUGAAUAGUGUUUCUAUAUGUCAGCCUGUGAUUGACUGGACAGAAUCUCCUGAUAACAAUAUUAUCUUGAACAUUAUACAGCAAGGUCUGGCACACAAGAUUACUAAUCUAGAACUAAAUGCUGAGUCACUGUGGGAACAUGAAGGUUAUCAGGACUUUCUGAAGAACUUUACUCACUUAAAACGUCUUGUUACAAGGAGGGAAAAUAUUACCGAUGAAAUUCUCCUUGUCUUGGCUCAGCAUAAAUUGGAGGAAGUGACUUUGGUUCAAGAAGAGGAAAUACCUCUUCAGCAGCAAGAACAUCUUAAAGAAGGAUUCUGGACUAAAGUUUUAAACAUCUGCCCAACAUUCCAAAUUGACAUGAUCUUAAGGUAUAUUAUGGUAAUCAAGGAUUCCUUCCCUGCUAUGAUGCCGUUAAGGAAAUUGAUAUUAGAUGACCUUGUUAACAUUGUGACCAAAGGUGUACUGGAGCACCUCACUGAAAACUACAAGGACUGCCUGGAACAUUUCACAUACACAAACUCUCUACUAGAAAAUUAUGAAACGGGAGAUAGGAGGUUGCCUUCCUCUCUUGUGAACAUGGCUAUGAAGUGUACAAAAUUGAGAUCUUUACAAUAUGGCUUUCCUUUGUCCAGUACCUCAAUCUUGCUUCUGGCCCGUGCUAGGAAGCUUGAGAAACUCCUCAUCCAGGCAGUGGAGGUAUCUUAUGAAUAUGACUGGCAGACUGAUCCAAACUGGUCUUCCGAAUUUGUUGCCUGGCUUAAAGCCAGUGGAAAGAACGAAAGAACUCUGGAACUUGCAGUUUCAGAAAUCCUUGGUUUUAAGUGGAAACUCAGUUAUGAUCCUUUUACUUUAGAUGAACAACUCAACACUAUGUACAUGUGAAUGUUAUUGAAUAAUAAAAUGUUGCUGCAAACAAAUAUCUAAACACA
Messenger RNA from Ylistrum balloti, 1518 nucleotides. RefSeq lists its product as uncharacterized. The record is from RefSeq and is a predicted model, not a curated record. The transcript has 2 exons. Lineage: Eukaryota; Metazoa; Mollusca; Bivalvia; Pectinida; Pectinidae. The coding region runs from base 92 to 1471 and encodes 459 amino acids.